This is a messenger RNA of Monosiga brevicollis MX1, 816 nucleotides long. RefSeq lists its product as uncharacterized. Gene Ontology annotation, biological process: nucleosome assembly. The transcript has 3 exons. Gene Ontology annotation, cellular component: nucleosome. Bases 40 to 513 code for a protein of 157 amino acids. NCBI's taxonomy places the organism in Eukaryota, Choanoflagellata, Craspedida, Salpingoecidae. The record is from RefSeq and is a predicted model, not a curated record. Gene Ontology annotation, molecular function: structural constituent of chromatin; DNA binding.
UCUUUUGCUUCUUUUCAAUCCCAACCAACUACCAGCACCAUGACUGUCACUGACCAGAUCAAAGAGGCUAUCACCAAGCUCUGCCCCCCCAACUCUCGCAAGGGUGUCAGCCGUGCUGCCAUCAAGCAGUACCUAGGCGAUGGCGUCCCUGCUUACCGCAUCAACCAGAGCCUGAAGCACCUUGUCGAGACCGAGCGCGUGGUGCAGACCCGUGACUCCUUCCGCAUCCCCGCCAAGGUCAAGGCUGAGGAGAAGGCCGCUGCCAAGAAGAAGGAGACUGCUGCCAAGAAGGCCGCUACCAAGAAGACCACCACUGCUAAGAAGACCACCAAGAAGGCGGCCACCACCAAGAAGCCCACCACCACCAAGAAGGCCACGACCACCAAGAAGGCCACGACCACCAAGAAGGCCUCCACCAAGAAACCCACGACCACCAAGAAGACCGCCAGCACCAAGAAGACCACCACCAAGAAGCCCUCCGCGAAGAAGACCAAGGCCGCGGCGAGCGCUUAAGCGUCUUGUCCACGCUUCUUCAUUUUGUUGUGUCUUCAUUUCUUUUUGACUACUUGUUGAGUUCCAGUGUUGGAUAGCUCGCGCCCUCGAGUCGAACCACCUGUCUGCGUGUUUGUGUUUGUAGUGGAACCCUCUUUUUGUAUUUUUCUUUUUUUGUGAACUCGGGCAGGCCGGGAAUGUCGCACGCAGCCAUUGCCCGUGUCGUUCUCUGUAUUACUCUUCUGUUGUUUUGCGUGCGUGCUAGUGUGGAUGAAACUUUUUGAGCAGUGCUUUUGAGGCUCCUGUUGAGCGCGCCUAUGUGAC